AUGACAAAAGCCACGGUAGAGGCCGGCAACACCGUCAGAGGCGAUGGUCUUGCGGUACACGUCGACGAGGCCGGUGAACUGUGCGGGUGCCGUCCCUUCUUCUCGUUCUCGUUUGUCGUUGGGAAAGGCGAGCGCUGCCUCGGAGCGGACAAGACCUUCGUCCCCGGUUUUGUGCACCGCACCGCACAACGCCAUGCCAAAGGGAAAAGCUAA
Salpingoeca rosetta is the source of this 213-nucleotide messenger RNA. RefSeq lists its product as uncharacterized. The coding region runs from base 1 to 213 and encodes 70 amino acids. The record is from RefSeq and is a predicted model, not a curated record. The transcript has 2 exons. Lineage: Eukaryota; Choanoflagellata; Craspedida; Salpingoecidae.